UGCACCAAAACAAAACCUUCGACCAGGAAGUGCAAAGGAAGGUUGCACCUCUAACGUCCACACGUUGCUUGUUGUGCGUGUUUCUUUCGCCUUAAGUCUGUGGAGAUGCUGCUGGCCAAACAUCCCAGAAGGAUCCUCGAUCCCCUUAGGAUUUUAGGGGCAAGAGGCCAGCUCUGCCAUUCCGGCCAGGGAUCGGCUGCCGAGAAUCCCGCGGGAGAGGAAUAUUACCCGCUGUAUCCCGGCCACAUCCCCACCAACUUUCUGCAGAAAGGUUUGCUGGCAGCCGGCUCGGCCUGCAUGGCGCUCUACGACCCUUACCGCCACGAUAUGGUUGCUGUCCUUGGAGAGACGACCGGUUCCUUUGCUCUCCGGAAACUCUGGGGGCGGAUGAAGAACGAUCCGGAGGGAUAUCGGAUCCUACAGGAGCGGCCUCGGAUCCGUCUCUCCACGCUGGAUAUCGCUGGGCUUCAGGCACUCCCCAAUGGGACCUUAGGACGAGAAUAUGUCCGCUUUCUAGACGAUAACGGAGUCUCUCCGGACACGAGGCUGGCCGCCCGGUUUGUGGACGACGAAGAGCUGGCGUACGUCAUCCAGAGGUACCGCGAAGUCCAUGACCUCAUGCACACGCUUCUCGGCAUGCCGACCAACAUGCUUGGGGAGAUCGCAGUGAAGUGGUUUGAGGCCGUCCAGACGGGCCUGCCCAUGUGCAUCCUGGGAGCCAUGUUUGGCCCUGUCCGUCUAAACUCCCGGAAGCUGCAUCUCCUGGCCACAGAGCUGGUCCCGUGGGCCGUCAGGAGCGGAAACAGCGCCCGGUGCUUCUUGAACUUCUAUUACGAAGAGCGCUGGGAGCAGCCCGUGGAAUCCCUUCGCGACGAAAUCGGCAUCCUGCCGCUGCCGGCAGUGAAAGUCUGAGCCGGAGGGUUUGACUCAAGCCACGAACUUGGAAGAAACUGAGCUGGUCCUGUGUUGGAUCAAGGAUAAAUCCUGCUAAAAAGGUUUACCAGGCAUUUAUGUCCGCUGCCCUGUAAGAGGUGAAGAAAACGAGGUCGUAUUAUAAACAUGAAGUCUGUUGUCAAAGGCUUUCAUGGCCGGAA
Messenger RNA from Anolis carolinensis (green anole), 1094 nucleotides. It is a transcript of the gene coq4, whose product is annotated as coenzyme Q4. Gene Ontology annotation, biological process: ubiquinone biosynthetic process. The record is from RefSeq and is a predicted model, not a curated record. Gene Ontology annotation, cellular component: mitochondrial inner membrane; mitochondrion. NCBI's taxonomy places the organism in Eukaryota, Metazoa, Chordata, Lepidosauria, Squamata, Anolidae. The transcript is spliced from 7 exons. The coding region runs from base 106 to 912 and encodes 268 amino acids.